Molecule: messenger RNA, 1590 nt
Organism: Perognathus longimembris pacificus (Pacific pocket mouse)
Lineage: Eukaryota; Metazoa; Chordata; Mammalia; Rodentia; Heteromyidae
Gene: Tnfrsf8
Product: TNF receptor superfamily member 8
Exons: 14
Coding region: 1-1590 (529 amino acids)
Biological process (GO): signal transduction
Molecular function (GO): transmembrane signaling receptor activity; protein binding
Source: RefSeq, a predicted model, not a curated record
AUGCGCGCCCUCCUCCCCGCGGUGCUCCCGCUGCUCCUGGGGACGCUCCGGGCCUUCCCACAGGUAGGCGCCACAGCCAAGACCCAGCUGUGUCUCUCUCCAUUGGGGCAGCGAGUGCUGGCGGCCCAUCCAGCAUCCGAGCGAGCCUGGAAGUCCACUUGUGCCGGAGACCCCAGCUUCUACCAUGACCAGGCUUCGGGGAAGUGCUGUUACCGCUGUCCUUCAAGAUGGACCCCACUGACGUCAUGCCCGCAGGGGUCUGCCGAUUGCAGGAAGCAGUGUGAGCCUGAUUACUACCUGAAUGAGGCGGGCCGCUGCACAGCCUGUGUGAGGUGUUUGAGAGAUGACCUUGUGGAACAGGCGCCGUGCUCUGGGAGCUCCUCUCGCAUCUGCAAGUGCCGCCCCGGCAUGUUCUGCUUCACGUCCGCCGUCAACUCCUGCGCCCGCUGCCGACCACACUCCGCCUGCGCUGCGGGGCUAGUGGUCCACUUCCCAGGCACCGCGGAGAAGGACACCGUCUGCGGGCUGCCUCCCUCCCUCCCCGGCCCCAGCAAGGCCGGCCCUCAGCAUGACAAGACCCCCACCAGCCCGGGUCCUCAGUCCACGUCCAGCUUGGUGUCCCCGGCCACUGCCAGGACCUCUGACCCCAAGGGGAGCAGCGCCCUCAGGCUGGGGGGCACUUGGAAUCUCGCGAGGACUCCCGGAUCCCACGCAGACCCAGCUGUGAGGCGCUGGUUCGAAGAUGCCCCACCCCUUGCAGGCAUGGCUGAAAGAGACACGACCUUGGAACCACCUCCCUCGGGGACCUCCCCAGACUACAGCACCCCAGACAAGAGCAAGGCCCCUGCCAGCACCCCCGCCGCCACCCUGAGCCCCCUGCUGGACUCAGAGACCGGCAGGCCCGAGUUUAUCCCCACCCGCUCGCUCCCCUCCACCCGGAAACCCAUCCUGGAUCCAGGGCCCGUGUUGUUCUGGGUGGUCACCAUGCUGCUGGUGGCCCUGGGCUCCGGCUCGCUCCUCCUGUGUCACCGCCGGGCCUGCCAGAGGCGGAUUGGGCAGAAGCUGCACCUCUGCUUCCCUGCCCGGACCUUCCGGCCCAAGGUGGAGCUUCUGGAUUCCAGACCUGCCAGGACUCCGUCAGAGUCAAGAAGCAUAUCGGUGACGGAGCCCAGCCCCGGGUCCUUGAGCAUACCCAGCCCCCCACCCGCGGAGCUGAGCCCCCUUGGAGGGGCGGCCUGCCUGGAGAGCCUGCCCCUGCUGGAUGCCAGUCUGGCUGAGGGUCCCCUCGCGCCCAGGGACCCUCCGGAGCCCCGGAUGUCCACAGAGCACACGAAUAAUAGGAUUGAGAAAAUCUACAUCAUGAAGGCCGACACGGUGAUUGUGGGGACCGUGAAGACUGAGGUACCCGAGAACCGAGGUCUGGUGGGACUGGGGGAGUCCGAGCUGGAGGCGGAGCUGGAAGUGGACCACGCACCCCACUACCCGGAGCAGGAGACAGAACCACCUCCGGGCAGCUGCGAGGACGUCAUGUUCUCCGUGGAGGAGGAAGGGAAGGAAGAUUCCUGGCCCACAACCACCUCUGAGAAGUGA